Messenger RNA from Didymodactylos carnosus, 1968 nucleotides. The record is from the annotation of a GenBank genome assembly. NCBI's taxonomy places the organism in Eukaryota, Metazoa, Rotifera, Eurotatoria, Philodinida, Philodinidae.
AUGAAGCCUCAACCUCGAUUAUCAUCUCACCAUCAGCAGCAGACGCAGUCGGCAAUAACAUCUGCAACAACGACGCCUGCUACUCCCGCUCCAGGGGAGGUUGGCUUUGAUGGUAAGAUGUUACGAAAAGCAAUGGCACGAAAAACAGUAGACUACAAUCCUUCAGUCAUUCGAUAUCUCGAAAAUGCUGUGUGGCAACGAAAUUCUACUGAUAUUCGAGCCAUACAGCCAGACGUUUUAUAUAUCCCCCAUUUGGUACCUCCACAUAGUUUACUCACAAAUCCUGUUAAUUGUGUUAUGACGAAAUUUAUUCGACCAGCCACAAAUAAAAACCGUUGUCCAAUUUUUUGUGUUUGUUGGACGCCCGAUGGAAGAAGAUUGAUUACCGGAGCUUCAAGUGGUGAAUUUACUUUAUGGAAUGGUUUGACGUUCAAUUUUGAAACAAUUCUGCAAGCACAUGAUUCAGCUGUGCGAGCAAUGAUAUGGUCAAAUAAUGAACAAUGGAUGUUAACUGGCGACCAUAAUGGUUUUGUUAAAUACUGGCAAUCGAAUAUGAAUAAUGUGAAAGUAUAUCAAGCACAUUCGGAUCCUAUACGUGGAUUAACGUUUUCACCGAAUGAUACAAAAUUUGCUACUUGUUCAGAUGAUAGUUUUAUUCGUAUCUUUGAUUUCAUGACCGGUCAAGAAGAACGUGAAUUACGCGGUCAUGGUUGUGAUGUCAAAUGUGUCGAUUGGCAUCCACACAAAGGAUUACUUAUCUCCGGGAGUAAAGAUUCACAACAACCAAUUAUAUUAUGGGAUCCAAAAAGUGGAAAAAAAUUGGCAACAUUGCAUGCUCAUAAAAAUACUUGUAUGGAUUUAAAAUGGAAUAAACACAAUGGAAAUUGGUUGAUUAGUGCAUCACGUGAUCAUUUUUGUAAAUUAUUUGAUAUUCGAAAUUUAAAAGAAGAAGUACAAUGUUUUCGUGGUCAUAAAAAAGAAGCAUGCACCUUGAGUUGGCAUCCUGUUCAUGAACGUCUAUUUGCAAGUGGAGGAUCGGAUGGUUCUAUUUAUUUUUGGCUAAUUGGUACAGAAAAAGAGUUAGCUGGCAUGGAUGAUGCUCACGAAGGAAUGAUCUGGGAUAUGUCAUGGCAUCCACUAGGUCAUAUGCUUGUGUCCGGGUCGAAUGAUCAUACAACACGCUUUUGGACAAGAAAUCGUCCAGGGGACACUGUUUUAGAUAAAUCAGAAGAUGGAAUAAUAAGUGCAGUGAAAGCAGAAAACACUUUGCAUGACGACAACGAACGUUCGGAAGAAGUCAGUAUGCCCGGUCUUGGUCUUGACGGUGGCCUCCUUGAACAACUUCAAGAACAAGAUGAAGAAUCACGACGGCGGGAUUUAGGUAUUCCCGGACUUGAAUAUUAUGAUGAUGAUGAGUUUCGUCGCAGACGGGCUCCAUAUGCCAAACCAGUGCCAAAACCAUUUGAGAAAGCAUGGUGUUCAGUUGAACCAUACAACGAUAAUACUAAAACGGACAAUGAUGCCGAUGGGAAUAGCUCCUAUGAUUUUAAUGGUUUUGAUUAUCGUGAGCGACGAGGCCGUGAUGAAUAUUACGAACCACGUAAAAGACAACGACGUGGUGGUGGCUUAGAUUCAGAUGGAAAUAAUUUUGAUUCAUUAAAUGUUUUAAAUGAUGGGCAUUGGGCAACACCAUCUGAUCGUCGAACAACGUGGCGUGAUCGUAGUCAAUUAACAGCCGAAUCAUUAGAUGAAACAUUAGAAGCAGCUAAAAAAGGCAUAUCACCAUUUUUUCAAACAGCCACAGAUGAAGAGUUACGAGGUUUGAAUAGAACUUUGCGAGUAUUACAAGAAGAUAAAACACAGCAACAAACGCCAUCAACCCAACAGCAAACGAUUGGUGGUUCAUCGUUCAAUGAUGGACGUAAAAUGAGGCGUAAUAAUAACAGCAAUAACAACGAAGAUUGGUAA